CCAUAUCGGGGUCCAACAUAUUUCGGAUCCCCUCGUUUCUUUGUUUCUUUCAAGCCUAUUUCUCCGACUCCUAAACCUAGGGCUGUUUGGUUGACAAGAAAAGGGGACUUCUACGUUCUCGGGAUUGUAUGAUUAUCAAAUUUUGUAGUGAACUUUUCAGAUGCAUAGUCGGUGGAAUUGAUUCGUGAAUUUUGGUUUUUUGGUUCACAUUCGGUCAGUUUAGUGAUGGCUUUGCUGUUCAAGGAUCCAAGCAAGCUUUCAGCUUACCGGGACAAAAGAUUUCCUGGAACACAAGAAGAUUUUGAGCAUGCUCUCUUGACUUCAAUGACUGUCUACAUUGGAAACAUGUCCUUUUAUACAACAGAAGAGCAAGUUUAUGAACUGUUCUCCCGGGCUGGGGAAAUUAAAAAGAUAAUCAUGGGUUUAGAUAAGAACUCAAAAACUCCUUGUGGCUUUUGUUUUGUCUUAUACUACUCUAGAGAUGAUGCUGAAGAUGCCGUCAAAUAUAUAAGUGGAACAGUUCUUGAUGAUCGCCCCAUUCGUGUGGAUUUUGAUUGGGGAUUCCAAGAAGGUAGGCAAUGGGGUCGUGGUCGAAGUGGUGGACAGGUGCGGGAUGAAUAUCGUACUGACUAUGAUCCUGGUAGAGGUGGUUAUGGAAAAUUGGUUCAGAGAGAAUUGGAAGCCCAAAGGCAACUUGUAGAUUAUGGUUCUGGGUCAUUGGGAUCUUUCCCACCAGUUAUGCCAUCUCAAUACGGUAGACACGGCGGAAGCCAGGGUCAUGGGGGUUCUAAUCGCCACAGUAGAGAUUACCCCCGGAAGCGACACCGAGAUGAUGACCGUCAUUCACAUGACUUCUCCAAGAGAACCUCGGAUCAUGACUCUCGAAGAAACUCUGAUCAUGACUCCAGACCAGAGAAGAAUCCACGAUUCCGUGAGAGUGGCGAUUCUGAUGAUGAGGAGGAAGAUGAUCGAAAACGACGGCCUUAGCUGAUUUAUAAUGCUGUGUUUUUAUCUAUGAAGUAACUGUUGGCAUUUCUGCAGUCGGAGGAAAAGCUAUUCUUCUGUUAACAAUGUGAAAAACCAAAUUAUGCACUCUUCUAACAACUUGGACGCAAAAAAUUUCCUUUUCCUUUAUUUUUUGUAAUUUUUUUUAUUUUGGAAAUCCAGCUUCUGUAUGUUAGGGUGAUUUACAUCAGUGCUUGACCUCCCAGACUUUAAAUAUUAAAUUUAGUAACUUAUUUUGGUAUGCAGAAA
Vitis vinifera (wine grape) is the source of this 1254-nucleotide messenger RNA. RefSeq names its product nuclear cap-binding protein subunit 2. Gene Ontology annotation, molecular function: RNA cap binding. Bases 226 to 987 code for a protein of 253 amino acids. NCBI's taxonomy places the organism in Eukaryota, Viridiplantae, Streptophyta, Magnoliopsida, Vitales, Vitaceae. The record is from RefSeq and is a predicted model, not a curated record. The transcript is spliced from 10 exons. Gene Ontology annotation, biological process: mRNA cis splicing, via spliceosome. Gene Ontology annotation, cellular component: nuclear cap binding complex.